Capronia coronata CBS 617.96 is the source of this 1653-nucleotide messenger RNA. RefSeq lists its product as uncharacterized. The record is from RefSeq and is a predicted model, not a curated record. Gene Ontology annotation, biological process: transmembrane transport. The transcript has 2 exons. Gene Ontology annotation, molecular function: transmembrane transporter activity. NCBI's taxonomy places the organism in Eukaryota, Fungi, Ascomycota, Eurotiomycetes, Chaetothyriales, Herpotrichiellaceae. Bases 1 to 1653 code for a protein of 550 amino acids.
AUGGCUUCCGAAGCAGACAGGAAAGUCGAUGUUGUGACAGCGCCGCCUGUCCAUCAUGGAGCCGACGAUAUGGAGAUCGGUAAAGCGGUUUCGAAUGAUGGCACCGACGUGAAUACAGACCCGGAGUUUGAAGGCCUGACUCUAUACGAAAAGAAAGCGUUGCUUGUCAACCGAGAGUUGGAUGAGCAAGGCAUGGGACGAUACCAAUGGACGGUCUUCUUUCUCUGCAGUUUCGGCUACUUGCUCGAUCUGACAUGGGCUCAAGCUUUCGGGCUGGUGGUGACACCUAUGCAGAACGAAUUCGGGUUUGGUGAUACCGAGUUGGGCAACAUCUUUACCUCUUUCUCUGCCGGCCUUACAGCCGGUGCGUUUGUCUGGGGCAUCCUCGUUGAUGUCAUCGGCCGGUCCGCGGCCUUCAACUACACAGUCUUGAUCUCCAGUAUAUUCGGAAUUUGUCUCGGAGCACCGAACUCAUAUAACGCGGUAAUUGUGUUGACAGCCUUUGUUGGAAUUGGAAUUGGUGGCAAUAUCCCAAUCGACACGACAAUAUGCUUGGAAUGCCUACCGCAGAACCGCCGCUGGCUACUGCCGACUCUCUCAGUCUUCCAGCCCAUCGGCGUGGUUCUAUGCAGCGGGAUAGCAUACGGCUUCAUCCCCAACUACUCGUGCGCACCCGACCUGGUGUCCUGCAACCGACCUGACGCGGGCACACCGUGCUGCACCAAAGCCGACAACUGGGGUUGGCGGUACUUGAUGUUCACCAUCGGGGCGAUCACCGUCGCCGUCUUCGUGCUCCGCUUCGUGGUCUUCCGCUUCAAGGAAUCGCCGAAAUACCUGCUGUACCGAGGUCAGGACGAAAAGGCGAUCGAGGUCCUCCAGCACAUUGCCCACUACAACAAGCGCGAAUGCCAUCUGACACUUGAGACGUUCGCCGCUCUGACUUCCGACUCCUCGUCCGCAAGCACCAGCGGCUCGGGAUCGCACGACGCGAUCCUGGGGUCUGGCUCGAACCAGAAGAACCUACCGCUGCGGCAACGGCUGAAGCUCGAACUAUCGCGCUUCAAGGUCCUGUUCUCCAGCUCCUCCAUGACCCGUCUCGUGGUCCUGGUCUGGAUCAUCUACGCCUUCGACUACUGGGGCUUCACGAUCGCGGGCUCGUUCCUGCCGACCAUUCUCGCCCGCAAAGGACGCGACCUCGGGCUCGGCCUGCGCGAGACAUACCGCUCCUACGUGUAUAUUUACCUCUUCGGCAUUCCCGGCGUCCUGGCCGGCACACUGAUCUACUCGCGCCGCCGGCUGGCGCUGUUGCUCUCGUCGGCGCUGUUUGGCGCCUGUCUGUUCGUCUUCACCGCCGUCAGCGACGAGCCGAGCUACAUCGGCGUCAACGGCCUGGUGUACUUCUUCCAGAGUAUGUUCAACGCCGUGCUGUAUGGCUGGACUCCCGAGGCGUUUCCGGCCCCUGUGCGCGGCUCCGCGUGUGGAAUCAGCAGUUUCUUUGGGAGAGUGUUUAGCAUCAUCGCGCCGAUUGCGGCGUCGCGGGUCUUUGCUCAUAGUCUGAACGGCGUUCUGUAUCUCGCGGGCGCCAGUGUUUGGAUCUGCACGCUCGCCGUGCUGUUCUUGCCGGCGCAGUAUUUGGGAACUCAGAGUUAUUAG